Messenger RNA from Penicilliopsis zonata CBS 506.65, 662 nucleotides. RefSeq lists its product as hypothetical. The transcript is spliced from 2 exons. The record is from RefSeq and is a predicted model, not a curated record. Lineage: Eukaryota; Fungi; Ascomycota; Eurotiomycetes; Eurotiales; Aspergillaceae. Bases 206 to 613 code for a protein of 135 amino acids.
GCGGCGGAGGGGUCGAUAUGGGACAUACUCCAUGCAAUAUAUAUCAUAACAGCUAGCGAACGAAGCACAUCGCUGCCGAUUGAUUCAUCUGGCUUGAGUGCAGGGAACUCCUCAUACGAUAGAUCCUUCUUGUCCAAGGCCACCCACCACGAGAACCAUAACAGUCGCCGUCACUCCUACCGUGGACAGAUACGGAGUAUAUAUUAUGUACGGACUAGCGAUGAAACUGAGCAAGGUUGUGACGACCUGCUGCACCACAUUUGCAACCUCCACUACGGCACAAGCUCUUUUAUACAUCACUAGCAACUAUGUAGGCCUUUUUUCGAUAUUAGCACCGAUACCGGCAUAUAAGCCCUCGAUCAUGCAUCCUAAGGCGAGGGUGGUUGGAACCAACCUCAGCCCCAUCCAGCCAUUUUUCGUGCCACCGAAACUCGAACUUGUUAUUGAUGGUGUCGAGUUUCAAUGCAGUUUCAGACCCGACUGUUUCAAUUGUCCCCUUGCUACUACUAAUCUUGCUAGUGCCAUUGCUGACCUGUCCAACCUUCUGAAACAAGCCUAUCUGCACAUGAAGUCCAGCGGCUGGAUUGAACUAUCCAAAUUUACCACCCCGUGAAUAUCACGUCGUAGCCCAAGGUGGCGUUCAAGGACCACGGGCUCGUCAA